Candoia aspera is the source of this 2568-nucleotide messenger RNA. Its product is annotated as vomeronasal type-2 receptor 26-like. The transcript has 6 exons. The record is from RefSeq and is a predicted model, not a curated record. Gene Ontology annotation, cellular component: plasma membrane. Gene Ontology annotation, molecular function: G protein-coupled receptor activity. Bases 1 to 2568 code for a protein of 855 amino acids. Lineage: Eukaryota; Metazoa; Chordata; Lepidosauria; Squamata; Candoiidae. Gene Ontology annotation, biological process: G protein-coupled receptor signaling pathway.
AUGGCUUGCAAGGCUCAACCAAUAAAAUGCAGCAUCCGAGACCCUAUCCCGAUUGUUCACAAAUAUUUCCAACCAGGUGACCUAAUCAUUGGUGGUGUUACUUCUUUUGUCUUCCUAACUACAGAUGGAGAAAGCUUUGAGGACGUUCCCAAGCAUUCUGCUGUUGGUGAACCUCUAGUCCUGACCAAGUAUUAUCAGCAUAUUUUGACCGUGAUAUUUACUGUGAAGAAGAUCAAUGAAGACAUCCAGCUCUUACCUAACAUCAGCUUGGGCUUCAGAAUCUAUGAUAGCUAUGCUGGGGAACAGACAUAUCAUGCCACAAUGGGACUUUUCUCCAGUCAGAACAGAUUCAUUCCCAACUAUACCUGUAGCAUCCUGAACAAACUCAUCUCGGUUGUUGGGGCUUCUGCAAUUUCUUUUGAUAUGGCAGAUAUUUUAGGCACUUACAAAGUUCCACAGUUCCUAUAUGGUACUCCUCCAAGUAUGAAUGGUAAAACUGAAAUUGCCUUCUACUACCACAUGUUUCCAGGUGAAGAAUUCCAUUUCAGGGGGAUUCUUCAGCUACUUUUGCACUUCAGGUGGACCUGGGUCGGGAUACUUGUGAAAGGACAUGGUGGAGCAAUUUUUGAGGACCUAAUCUUUUCAGUGUUUUCUCUCCAUGGUAUCUGCAUUGCAUUCUUAGAACGACUCCGGACAUUUUAUAUCAAUAAUAUUUUUGAUGAUCUGAAAUGGUUUGUGAAAACAUAUUAUCUUUUUAAUAACAGCAAAGCCAAUGCUAUGGUAAUCAAUGACAAAUAUGUUCUACAUUUGAGAUGGUUGUUGCAUCUACCUGAAAUAGAAAUAGUUGCUAUAAAGCCAAAAGGCAAAGUGUGGAUCAUGGCCUCUGAAAUGGGCCUUGCAUCAUUCUUUUACCAGAAGAGCUGGGAUAUCCAAGUCCUCCAUGGUACACUAUCUUUUGAAGCUUACUCAAAUGAAGUUGCAGAAUUCCAGCAUUUUCUUCAGACAAGAAACCAUUUCUCAUUCUUUCAUCAAGAUGGUUUCAUCAAAGAUGUGUGGGAACAUGCAUUUGGCUGUGUUUUUCCAAAUCCAUCUCAGAACAAGGAAACUGAGGGUGUAUGUACUGGAAAGGAGAAGCUGGAGAGCCUUCCUGGAGCUUUUUUUGAAAUGAGCAUGACCAGUCAUAGUUACAGUAUAUACAAUGCAGUUUAUGCUGUAGCCCAUGCCUUACAUGCCAUGAGGUUGGGCCAACAACAACAUAGGAGAAUGUUGAAUGGCAGGAAAGAGAAUCUUCAGGAUGUAAAACCAUGGCAGCUUCACUCCUUUUUGAAAAAAGUCUCAUUUAACAACAGUGUUGGGGACGAAAUUUCUUUUGACCAAAAUGGAGAACUGGUUACAGGACUGGAUAUUGAGAACUGGGUCACAUUCCCAAACCAGUCCUUCCACAGGGUGAAAGUUGGGAGGCUGAAUCCCUGGGCUGCUGAAGACAAAAUGUUCACCAUUCAUGAGGAAGCCAUCACCUGGCCCAGCACUUUCAACCAAACCCUACCUGUUUCAAUGUGUACCGAGAGCUGCCUCCCUGGUUAUUUCAAAAGAAAGCAGGAGGAGAAGCCAUUUUGCUGCUAUGAUUGCCUUCCAUGUCCCAAAGAGAAAAUGUCAAGCCAGAAGGACAUAGAUGACUGUUCCAAAUGCCCAGAUGAUCAAUAUCCAAGCAAGGACCAUGAUUCAUGUAUUCCAAAGAGAAUAUCUUUCUUAUCCUAUAAAGAACCAAUGGGAAUAAGUCUAGUCAUUCUGGCACUUUUCUUUUCUUUCUGCACAGUUGUGGUGCUGGCAACAUUUUUCAAGUAUCACAAUACUCCCAUUGUCAAGGCCAAUAACAGAAAUCUCACCUAUGUUCUACUCAUCUCACUCCUCCUCUGCUUCCUUUGCUCACUGCAGUUCCUCAUUGCACCUGGCAAUAUAAUAUGUCUCCUCCAACAAAUCAGUUUUGGCAUCAUCUUCUCCGUGGCUGUGUCUUCUGUGCUGGCAAAAACCAUCACUGUAGUUCUGGCUUUCAUGGCUACCAAGCCAGGAUCCAGGAUGAGGAAGUGGGUGGGAAGAGGACUGGCCACCUCCAUUGUUCUUUCUUGUUCCAUGAUUCAAGCAGGCAUCUGCACAGUGUGGGUCUUCAUAUUUCCUCCUUUCCCUGAUGCUGACACCCAUUCAGAAAUUGAGGAAAUCAUCCUGCAGUGCAAUGAAGGCUCAGCUACCAUGUUCUACUGUGUCCUGGGCUACAUGGGAUUUCUGGCAGCUGCCAGUUUCAUAGUAGCUUUUUUCUCCAGGAACUUCCCCAGCAGUUUCAAUGAGGCCAAAUGUCUCACGUUCAGCAUGCUGAUCUUCUGCAGUGUGUGGCUCUCCUUUGUGCCAUCCUACCUGAGCACCAAAGGGAAAUACAUGGUGGCUGUGGAGGUUUUCUCCAUUUUGGCCUCUAGUGCUGGGUUGCUAGGCUGCAUUUAUUUCCCCAAAUGUUACAUAAUCCUUCUUAGGCCAGACCUAAACAACAGGGAACAACUCAUUAAGAGAAAAAAAUAG